Messenger RNA from Penicillium longicatenatum, 1350 nucleotides. Its product is annotated as MFS general substrate transporter. Bases 1 to 1350 code for a protein of 449 amino acids. The transcript is spliced from 4 exons. Gene Ontology annotation, biological process: spermidine transport; transmembrane transport; spermine transport. Gene Ontology annotation, molecular function: spermidine transmembrane transporter activity; spermine transmembrane transporter activity. Lineage: Eukaryota; Fungi; Ascomycota; Eurotiomycetes; Eurotiales; Aspergillaceae. The record is from RefSeq and is a predicted model, not a curated record.
AUGCCAUAUCGCGGUGCUCGCACCUGGUGCGUCAAGCGGAAAAUCUUGAUAUCCAUAGGCGCGAUUGCCUCUUUUCUGGUUAUUACACUAGCGACUUCAAUCUAUAUCGCCAGUAUCCCAGGUAUUAUGCAGGAAUUCAACGUUGGACGAACACUGGCCAUAUCUCCUGUCACAUUCUACGCAAUGGGCUUCGUCGUUGGCCCAAUGUGCACAUCUGCUCUUUCGGAAGAGUUUGGAAGACAGUACAUCUACAAGACAUCGCUUCUACUGCAUGUUAUUUUCACAGUAAUAGCCGGAUGCGCGACAGACUUUUAUACAAUUGCCCUUUGUCGCGCCAUUUCGGGACUGGUGGGCUCUCCUGCUAUAACAGUCUUCGCCGGCGUCCUGAAUGACCUCUGGAGGAUGCCUGAAGACAGGCUUGGGGUCCUACUCUUCGUAUUUUAUGGCCUGGGGGGGGCUAUCGCUCCAGAGAUUGGGCCCGUGGUUGGAGAGUCCAUUGUAGCUUCCUAUGGAUGGCGAUGGUCCUUCUGGCUUACUGCCAUUCUUGUUGGGACCUGCUUCCUUGCCAUGUUAUUCGUCCCGGAAACCUUCGAGCCUGAAAUCAGGCGGAAAGCACUGAACCUACCUCGCGAUAGCUGGCGCAAGGCCCUCGCACCGGCUUUUGCGCGACCUGUUCAUAUGCUCUUGGUAGAACCAAUCAUAUUUCCUACCACUGCAAUCGUCACGAUGAGUCAAAUCGUCAUCUUCAUUCUCUAUGCUGGUUACCCUACUGUACUGGAGCGAAUUUACGGGUUUUCCUCUUACCAAGUGGGAUUGGCGUUUUUACCACUCCUAGUUGGAUCCCUACUCGCUGCGCCUGUCUUGGCGUUGGUAGACCGGCGCAAACGGGGACUAGUCAGCCCCACCCCCGAAGAUAAUCUGCCAGGGGCUAUGCUAGCAGCUAUUCUCUUGCCAGCAAGCAUCUUUUGGCUGGCUUGGACUGCCCGUCCAACAAUCCAUUGGAUUUGUCCCCUCCUAGCGGGCGUUCCGUACGGGCUCGGGUUUGCCCUCUCCCAGCUGGUCUAUCCUCUUUAUAAAAAUGAGGUAUACGGUGCCGGUCUCGGUGCUUCCUCCUUAGCCAUCGAUGUAUCCAUGCGAUACUUGCUUUCCUGUGUAUUCCCGCUUUUCACAAUUCCACUUAUAGAUUGCAUUGGGUUUGAUUGGGUCAUGACCGCGUGUGCUCUCGUGAUGAUUGCGCUUGCACCGGUUCCAUGGUUGCUGCAGAAGCAUGGACUUUUGCUACGAGGUCGAAGUUACUAUCUUGCCAAUGCCAAACAAAACAUGGCAGUGACGGUAGGGGAAUCUGUCUGA